AUAAAAAUUCUCAAUAAAAAAUAAGUGAUUGUGUGUGAAUACGUAUUGGAAAAUACUACUACUUCUCUCUCUUCACUUUUGACUCUUCCUUUGUUUAGUCAACAUUAUUGAUUAUCUCAUCUUCUAAGCUUUUCCUCCGUCAAUUCUGAUUCCCUUUUUCUUCCUUCACUCAGUAAAAGUUACUGUAUCUAUUACUUCACCCAUUCACCCAUUCACCCAUAUCAGCUAACAGAAAUUAACAAAUUCCAGUAAUUUGGAGACUUGCCCAGAAAAAACAAUUUCUUUUUUUUUUUUUUUGGUUUGGGUUUCCAUUUUGAGCCUUGAAUUUUGUCCCAUUCUCUUAUUGAAGAAAAAAAAGUUGUGGGUUUUCUACUUGAUUGGGUGUUUGUACAGAUUCAAGAUCUGAACUUCAGCAAAUUUGUGUUGUCUACUCAUGAAUUUUAAUGGGUUUUCUUUUGUUGGAAGACGUGUUCUUUAAGUUACUGUUUUGUUACUGAUAUAGGUUACUGAAUUUGGUAUGUUAGGUUUUAGUUAAUUUGGCAUGGAGUUGAAGAAGGAAAAAACAGUAAGGUUCUAUUCUGGAGGGAAAAAUGACCCAGAUAUAGUACUGCCAAAAUCAGACCCCACAAGAUUAGAUAAGUCAUCUUCUGUUUAUAAGCAUUCAUCAAUUUAUUUUAAUGGUGGUGGAACUUUAAGUGCUAGUGGUAGAAUAGGUGAACCAUAUAAGUAUGGUAAGUCUAAGGUUUUUCCAGAGGAAGAAGAAACAUGGAGGAAUAAAAUAUUAGAUCCUGGUAGUGAAAUUGUGUUGAAAUGGAACAAGGUUUUUAUUGUUUCUUGCUUGUUGGCUCUAUUUAUUGACCCACUAUACUUUUAUCUGCCUGGUAUAAGUGGGGAUAAUAAGACUUACUGUGUGAAAACUGAUUUGCAUUUGCAAAUUGUUGUCACCCUUUGGCGGACCGUUGCGGAUCUUUUUUACCUUUUGCAUUUGAUUAUUAAAUUUAGAACAGCUUAUAUUGCUCCGAGUUCUCGGGUUUUUGGAAGGGGUGAGCUUGUAAGGGACCCCAAGAUGAUUGCACGGAGGUACAUUAAGUCCGAUUUCUUCAUUGAUCUUAUUGCCACAUUGCCUUUGCCCCAGUUUGUUAUCUGGUUCAUUAUUCCUGCAUCAAGAACUCCAAGAACUGAUCACAAUAACAACGCUCUCGCCCUCAUUGUUCUCCUUCAGUAUAUUCCUCGAUUAUAUCUUAUUUUCCCCUUAAGCUCUGAAAUCAUAAAGGCUACUGGAGUUGUCACGAAGACUGCGUGGGCGGGUGCGGCAUACAAUUUGCUAUUGUAUAUCUUGGCCAGCCAUGUUCUUGGGGCAGCAUGGUAUUUACUAUCAAUUGAAAGGUAUACACACUGUUGGAAGUCAAACUGUAGACAAGAAAAAGGCCCUCCAAAAUGUGUACUUCAUUUUUUGGAUUGUGACAUCUUCAACAAUCUAGAUCGCGUGGCCUGGGCUAACACAACUACUGUAUUCAGCAACUGUGAUCCAAAACAAAGUAGCAGUUUCCCCUACGGAAUUUUCGAGGAUGCAGUGCAAAAAAAGGUUGUCUCCUCCAACUUUAUCCGGAAAUAUUUCUAUUGUUUAUGGUGGGGCUUGCAGCAAUUGAGCUCUUAUGGACAGAAUCUAAAUACAAGCACAUUCAUUGGGGAGACAUCAUUUGCCAUACUAAUUGCAAUCUUGGGUCUUGUCUUGUUUGCACAUUUGAUUGGGAAUAUGCAGACUUAUCUUCAAUCUAUCACUGUGAGGCUGGAAGAGUGGAGGCUUAAGCGAAGAGAUACUGAAGAGUGGAUGAAGCAUAGGCAACUCCCUGAAGGUCUGAAACAGCGUGUUCGACGCUUUGUACAGUAUAAGUGGCUUGCGACUCGAGGAGUUGAUGAGGAAGCUAUUUUGACUAGCUUACCUGCCGACCUACGUAGAGACAUUCAGCGACAUCUGUGCUUGGACCUUGUUCGAAGGGUUCCUUUCUUCUCACAGAUGGACGAUCAACUACUUGAUGCUAUCUGUGAACGCCUUGUAUCCUCUUUAUGCACCGAGGUUACAUAUAUUGUUCGGGAGGGUGAUCCUGUGACAGAAAUGCUUUUCAUCAUUAGAGGACGAUUAGAAAGUUCCACUACAAACGGGGGUCGUACGGGAUUUUUCGAUUCAAUUACUUUGAAACCCGGAGACUUUUGUGGUGAAGAGUUACUUGCAUGGGCACUUCAUCCAAAAUCGUCUCUCAAUCUUCCUUCUUCAACGAGAACAGUGAAAGCCCUCGUUGAAGUGGAAGCGUUUGCACUUAGAGCCGAAGAUUUGAAGUUUGUUGCCAAUCAAUUCAGACGACUUCACAGCAAAAAACUUCAACAUACAUUCCGAUUUUACUCUCACCAUUGGAGGACAUGGGCCGCCUGCUUUAUACAAGCUGCUUGGAGACGGUAUAAGAGGAGACGGAUGACGAAAUGCCUCUCGUCUUUAGAAUCCUUCACGUCCGAAAGAGACGAUGAUGAAACUAGGGAAGAAGAAGAACCCCUUUCAACUCCUCGAGCAAAGUCAACCUUAGCGGUGACAUUACUAGCAUCUAAAUUCGCAGCAAAUACCAGAAGAGGAGCUCAAAAGAUCAAGUUGCAGAAGCCUGAAGAGCCAGAUUUUUCUGCUGAUCCUGACGAUGAUUGAGCACAUGUUGCAUCGAGAUGUUUAACAUUUUAAGCUUCAUACAUAUGAAGGGCCUAAGAAAGGCAAUGAAAUGGAAGCCUAUAUUUUCUGCGCAUGCGCCAAACUAAUAGUUGGUGCACGAAACCGUAAUCAAGUGGAAGGAAAUUGUUGCUUGAGUGUCCGCUAGGUUGCGAUACAAAAGUUGUUGAAGUGAAGUUGUACGUUAUACGCCCCCGAUACUUGACAGCAAAUUUGUCACUAAAAUAUGACAGCAAUCAUGUAGAUGCGCGCUGAUACACUUUACACAUAAUACUACAACUACAGAUAUUAGAUCACUUAUUUUUACUGGAGAUGUAUACUGGUAUUCUGGAAUGGUGUUUUAAGUUCAGCAAUUUCUGGUUUUUCCCC
Molecule: messenger RNA, 3079 nt
Organism: Amaranthus tricolor (Joseph's coat)
Lineage: Eukaryota; Viridiplantae; Streptophyta; Magnoliopsida; Caryophyllales; Amaranthaceae
Product: cyclic nucleotide-gated ion channel 17-like
Exons: 7
Coding region: 542-2692 (716 amino acids)
Biological process (GO): transmembrane transport; potassium ion transport
Cellular component (GO): membrane
Molecular function (GO): voltage-gated potassium channel activity
Source: RefSeq, a predicted model, not a curated record